Triticum aestivum (bread wheat) is the source of this 950-nucleotide messenger RNA. RefSeq lists its product as uncharacterized. Gene Ontology annotation, cellular component: mitochondrial matrix. NCBI's taxonomy places the organism in Eukaryota, Viridiplantae, Streptophyta, Magnoliopsida, Poales, Poaceae. The record is from RefSeq and is a predicted model, not a curated record. The coding region runs from base 99 to 776 and encodes 225 amino acids. The transcript has 2 exons.
CCCCGGCCGGCUUCGCCCCAAGGGGCGCCGUCUUUCUCCGAAACCCUUCCCAAAACCCGAGGCACGCCGGCGGCCGCCGUCCGUCCACCUCCGGCACCAUGGCCCGGCGGCUGCUCCACCUCCGGCCCCGCCUCCAGGCGCUCGCCCCCCGCCUCGUCCCUUCGCGGCCGUACAUGUCCGACAUGCGCCGCUCGGUCUUCCUCGACCGCCUCCUCCGCUCCCUCCGCUCCGAGAUCUCCUCCUGCAGCCCCGAGCCCGCGCCGCCGCUGCCGCCCUCCGCCGCGCCGUUCGCCGUCGACGACCGUCCCGGCGAGCAGUGGGUGCGCCUGCGCCGCGCGUUCGGGGAGCAGGGGGAGGAGGAGGAGGUCAGGGUGGAUGCCUCGAUGGUCGACGGCGCCGUGGCGCCCACCCGCUCCGGCGUGGUCGCCGAGGACGGCGGGCCACAGGACAGGAUGCACAUCAGCGUCCACGUCGAGGUCACCAAGCCCGCGCGGCCUGACUUUGCGCUCAAGUUCGAGUGCUCUGCCUGGCCCGAGGAGAUGGACGUGGAGAGGGUCUUCCCCGUCCGCCUCAGCGGGCCAGCGCCGGAGCAGCAAUACAUGGGCCGACAGUUCAGGGAGUUAGAUGAGGAGAUGCAAACUGCAGUGCGUGAUUACCUGGAGCAGAGAGGGGUGAAUGAUGAGCUAGCAGCAUACCUGCACACUUACAUGGAAAACAAGGAGCAGACAGAGCUUGUAGGGUGGCUGAAAAACAUCGAGUGUUAUCUCAAGAAGUAGACGCCAUUUUCUAGGCACUUUUCAAUUAGAUGGGUAGUUGGUGUUUUACGAAGGUUACACAAACGGAUUGGGAUGUUGUGACAGCAAGUCCUUACUCUUUCAGAUGCAACGUGCACAAUGUGAUCCAGGGAAGAUCCUCUUUGAAACACUGGAUGUCAACAGAAUUUCCAGGUA